Messenger RNA from Geodia barretti, 1095 nucleotides. NCBI's taxonomy places the organism in Eukaryota, Metazoa, Porifera, Demospongiae, Tetractinellida, Geodiidae. The record is from the annotation of a GenBank genome assembly.
UUGAUUGGAGAUGUGACAACCCUCGUUCCUCCUCUCAAGAAGACUCUCUUUUGUGCCACUCAUUCGUCAAAGAAGGCAAAGCUCUACUGUGAGACGUGCGACGAGUUGAUAUGUCGAGACUGCAUCGUUCGUGUUCAUCGCGACCACCAGUAUGAUCUGGUGCCCGAGUCGUUUGCCAAGCAAGAUAAAGUGAUUGUGGACACUAUCAAGCCAGUGGAAGAACAGAUUGCUACGUUAGAAAGAGCCGUUGAGUCGGUAGACACUCAGUGUGCUGCAGUCGUAGAACAGAAGACGGCUGUGGUGGCAGAGAUCAGGACUGCCAUGGCACACCUGCGACAAGCUCUAGAGGCGAGGGAGACAGAGCUGGUGGGUCAAGCUGAGCAGGCAGCACAGCAGAAACUGAAGACCUUGGCAGCACAGCGAGACGGGUUUGAACUGCAACUGGGCCAGCUGAGGAGCUGCCAGGACUUUGUGGAGGAGAGCCGACGUACUGGCAGCCAGGGGGAGAUUCUGAGGAUGAAGAGUCCUCUCGUGAAACAAGUCAACAACCUGACUGGCAGCUUCAAGCCAGAGACAUUGGCACUUGCCGAGCAAGCCGACCUGGAUUUUGCUCACAGUCUGCCUGAGCUUGUGACAUCUUGCCAGCAGUUUGGUAAGGUGUACUGUCAUCCAGUGUGCCCUGAGAAGUGUCGAACCUCAGGUGAGGGCAUCAAGAUAGCCACAAGAGGGCAAACAGCAGCUGUCUCUGUGGAGGCUUUAGAUAGGGAGGGAGAGGCCUGCCUCAGACCUGUAGACAGCUUGAGGUGUGAACUAGUUGCUAGCGAUGGCAGCAGUCGAGUCGGGGGCACUGUGAAGAGAAGAAAUCAGAACAUCUACGACAUCAGCUACCAGCCUCAGGUCACUGGAGAACAUCAACUACACAUUCUAAUAGAAGAGCACCCUAUCUUGAACAGUCCGUUCACUGUCACCGUGCUACCCAACUUCACUGCCCCAGCCAACAUCAUUGGAGACCUCAAUGCACCAUAUGGUCUUCACAGUCGAUGGAGUCUACUUGAGGCAGUUUGGGAAGAAGGAAAAAAGGAGAGGGAGAACUAA